UCGUGUGGUGAUAAAAUCUUUCAGUUUACACGAUAUGAAUUUGUUCGAUGCCUCCGGCUUUGGAUUUGAUUGGAAAAGUUCUGCUAAAAUACUGAAUUGAAUCUGAGAUUUUGAAAAUUUUACUUGUUUAGUAUUGAUUGAGGUUGAUAGAGGAUCAUGAAAUGAACUGCAGAUAAAAGAAAUAUGUGAUUGAGUCGUUUGAUGGGGAAUUCUCGGGAGUAUUUUGGUAAUUAGUAUUUAUAAGGUAAGUAGGAAUUUAAAUAUUUAGAGCGCUGAUUCGUUUGGGCCUGAAGUUCUAUAGGUUGAUGCGUGAUUGGGAUUUCAUGCCCCUGAUUUGCUUUGGUAGAGCUCACAUGAUAAAAGGAUAGGUUGUGCAUCUGCAAAACUUUCUUCAGAUCAUUGUUUGUUUGAUAUGUCAAUUUUUGUCAUGUUUUAGUCUCGAGGCUUCUUCUUUGGUGUAGGUUUCUUGUCCGAGUUUGUGCUGUUAUUAAGUUAAUCAGCUGAGACAUGGGUGGUGGCUCAGCUGGUUCAACCUGGAACAGGCUACUAGUUCGGACUGGAUUAGGCUAUAUAACAAAAUGUCUAGAGAACUUGUGAAAAACUUGGCAACCGGAUAGCUGGCCAGGGGGUUGUUUUCUUCAUUUGUUCGCCUUUUGAGAUGCUUCUCUUGUACUCAAUAUCCUCCUUGGACGGCUGACAAUGGGCGGACUCCCGAUUCAGAACUCUUCCUCUGUCAUCUCCCUUCAAUCACAGAAAGACCAAAGGUCCGAAACUGUAGCCUCUGGGCCCGACUCAAAGCCGAGGAAGAAGAUCUGUUGUGCUUGCCCCGAGACAAAGAAGCUGAGGGAUGAAUGUAUCGUGGAGCAUGGCGAAGCCGCUUGUGGAAAAUGGAUUGAGGCCCACCGGAAAUGCCUCCGUGCGGAAGGAUUCAACGUCUGAAAUAAUUUCACUGCGGAGUCCUGACUUUAGAUAAUCGAAACCUUGUGAUUACACAUGCUUUGAAUAACCGGCUCUAGAAGCUGCCUGAUUUUUCCAGGCUGAGUACAGUUCCGAAACUAUUCUUAUUGAGAACAAGAAACAACCGAGGAUGUUGUCGUUUGCAAUGAUCUAAAACCAGCAAAUCGAGUUGCUCUCUUAUUCAGAUGAUGGGAUCCAUACACUCUUUUGUACUUGAUCUUGCACUCGGUACUGUUGUUUGCAGGUAGCUGUUAUUUUCCUGCCA
Molecule: messenger RNA, 1222 nt
Organism: Sesamum indicum (sesame)
Lineage: Eukaryota; Viridiplantae; Streptophyta; Magnoliopsida; Lamiales; Pedaliaceae
Product: cytochrome c oxidase copper chaperone 1
Cellular component (GO): mitochondrial intermembrane space
Molecular function (GO): copper chaperone activity; copper ion binding
Source: RefSeq, a predicted model, not a curated record